Dentiscutata erythropus is the source of this 491-nucleotide messenger RNA. The record is from the annotation of a GenBank genome assembly. NCBI's taxonomy places the organism in Eukaryota, Fungi, Glomeromycota, Glomeromycetes, Diversisporales, Gigasporaceae.
GGAAUUUUCUCUUUGUGAACGCACUGGUUCAAAAACGGAAGACAUGCCCAAAAUCCUCUCAAAUACUCUUAAGGUACAAAAAACCUUAAGAGAUAUGCACCGAACUUUAAUUGAGGCGAUAUCUGCCGAGGGAGGUGGGACACUGUCAAAACCGGUUCUUCAAGCGGGAACCAAAUUAUUGAUGCCCGGAUUUCUUUCGUCACACUUUUUUAUUCGCGCAAUACUUAUUAUCUACAUUGGAAGUGGAUUUUAUGCAUCCGUGAAUUUAGCUGAUGUCUACAUUCCAACGAAAUAUCAAGAACUCGAGUUUAUCAUUAAAAUAUCACGGACUAUGCUCCAAAUCAAGAAAUUAUUAUCAGUUACUAUUUCUCGGUUUAAGCAAAUGAAAAGCAGAGCUGAAAGAGAGAAAUUUGCACCCGGAAAAGUAACCAUACCUGCUAGACAGGAGGAGUACAGAUCAUUCCAAAAACCAAAGGUUCCGAAAACAAAAG